Molecule: messenger RNA, 1042 nt
Organism: Cynocephalus volans (Philippine flying lemur)
Lineage: Eukaryota; Metazoa; Chordata; Mammalia; Dermoptera; Cynocephalidae
Gene: TEX30
Product: testis expressed 30
Exons: 6
Coding region: 158-835 (225 amino acids)
Source: RefSeq, a predicted model, not a curated record
CUGGCGAGGGCUGCAAGGCGGUUGCUUCGAGCGUGCGGGUUUGCUCCCUGACGGGAGUGAGGGCGGUUAAGUGUCCACGGCGGCUUGUGCCUUUCCCGGUAGAGGUCCUUUGCUUCUCAGAUGUAAUGCACUUUAAGUUUGUUAUUCAACAGUGAAAAUGAGUCAUACAGAGGUUAAAUUAAAAAUACCUUUUGGAAAUAAAUUACUAGAUGCUGUUUGUUUGGUACCUAACAAGAGCUUAACAUAUGGAAUAAUUCUUACACAUGGAGCAUCAGGAGAUAUGAAUCUUCCUCAUUUGAUGUCACUGGCAUCCCAUCUUGCAUCUCAUGGUUUUUUUUGCCUGAGAUUUACCUGUAAAGGCCUUAAUAUUGUACAUAGAAUUAAGGCAUAUAAAUCAGUUUUGAAUUACCUGAAGACCUCUGGAGAAUACAGACUUGCAGGUGUUUUCCUUGGAGGUCGUUCAAUGGGCUCAAGAGCAGCUGCUUCUGUAAUGUGUCAUACUGAGCCAGAUGAUUCUCAUGGUUUUGUUCGAGGUCUCAUUUGUAUUUCUUAUCCACUGCACCAUCCAAAGCAUCAUCAUAAACUCAGAGAUGAAGAUCUCUUUCGUAUUAAAGAUCCUGUACUAUUUGUGUCAGGCUCAGCAGAUGAAAUGUGUGAAAAGAACUUGUUGGAGAAAGUGGCACAGAAAAUGCAAGCUCCCAAUAAAAUCCACUGGAUUGAGAAGGCAAAUCAUUCCAUGGCAGUGAAAGGACGGCCAACAAAUGAUGUUUUCAGAGAAAUAAAUACACAGAUUUUGUUUUGGAUCCAAGAAAUCACUAAUAUGGACAAGAAAUAGUUGUCAUCAUUUAAAAGCUAUGUUAUUUUGAAUAUAAGUACAGUUAAUUUGAUAAAGAAUAGUAUACCCUCAGCAUUAUGAGAUAUAUUUCAGACUAAUUUAAUGUUCUUUAAUGUUCCUCUAUUUUUAAAACACGUUUUGUGAUAUGUCCUUUUCAAAAUGUCUUUUAAAGCACUGUUAUAUAAAGAUGAUGUACACAUACUGAAG